GGGGCAGCCCGUGUGGGACACGCCGGGCUCUGCUGGGGUGUCCCCAUCCCCUGCGUUUUGGGGGUGUCCUGCCCGCCCCACAGUGCAGGAGCAGGCUCCUGGACACGCGUGCCAUGCCACAGCCACGGGGCAAGCGCUGGAAAGCGAAACGUUGCCUAUUGCUUUAAGUUCCCUCGCUGGCCACGGGUGCUUUUUUAUUUUUUUCUCUUGCGCUAUGAAUGGGUUUUGCUGUAAAUUAUAGCUUUGCGCACGUUCCCUCGGGCCAAGGAAAAUAACCUCUGCCGAAAAGCCAGCCCGGAUCGCUGACUGGCUCCCCCUCUCCGCUCCCUAAUUGAAACCAAAUGUGCAAGAUGUAGGAUUGUGGGAUUUCUGGCCGGCUCCCAGGAAUCCACAGAAUGCGAGCGGGCUCCCAGAGGCAUCUUGCAUCAGCCCGGGGAAGUUCUCUCCUCACCUGGCUCCCCCGGCCCGGGCGAGGGGCGAGGAGCCCGCCCGCCCUGGUCUCACUCCUGCUGACUGCCGACAUGCCAGCCACCCCCAGACCAGCCCUGCUGUCACUGCUGCCACUGCUGUCACUGCUGCACAUCCCACAUGCUGCCAGAGCCCAGGUCAACCCCGCGGUGUGCCGGUACCCCUUGGGAAUGUCGGGUGGGCACAUCCCCGACGAGGACAUCUCCGCCUCCAGCCACUGGUCUGACUCCACAGCCGCCAAGUACGGACGGCUGGACUUGGAGGGUGGCGAUGGAGCCUGGUGCCCCAAGACCCCCGUGGCACCAAAUGACCUGAAGGAGUUCCUGCAGAUUGACCUGCACGCCCUGCACUUCAUCACGCUGGUGGGCACCCAGGGGCGCCACGCCAAGGGCCACGGCAAUGAGUUUGCCCCCAUGUAUAAAAUCAGCUACAGCCGGGAUGGCACCCGCUGGAUCUCCUGGAGGAACCGGCACGGGAAGCAGGUGCUGGAUGGAAACACCAACACCUACGACAUCGUCCUCAAGGACCUGGAGCCGCCCCUCAUCGCCCGCUUUGUCCGCUUCAUCCCGGUCACUGACCACUCCAUGAAUGUGUGCCUGCGCGUGGAGCUCUACGGCUGUGUCUGGUUGGAUGGGCUGGUGUCCUACAACGCGCCAGUCGGGCAGCAGCUCGUCCUUCCCGGGGGCACCAUCAUCUACCUGAACGACUCAGUGUAUGACGGGGCCUUUGGCUACAGCAUGACAGAGGGCCUGGGCCAGCUGACAGACGGGGUGUCGGGGCUGGAUGACUUCACUCAGACCCACGAGUACCACGUCUGGCCGGGCUAUGACUACGUGGGCUGGCGCAACGAGAGCACGGCCAGCGGCUACGUGGAGAUCACCUUCGAGUUUGACCGCAUCAGGAACUUCACCGCCAUGAAGGUCCACUGCAACAACAUGUUCGCCAAAGGCGUGAAGAUCUUCAAGGAGGUGCAGUGCUACUUCCGCGCCGACGCCGGCGAGUGGGAGCCCGGUGCUGUCUCCUCGGUGCUGGUGCUGGAUGAUGUGAACCCCAGCGCCCGUUUUGUCACCGUGCCCCUGCUGCACCGCAUGGCCAGUGCCAUCAAGUGCCAGUACUACUUCGCUGACACCUGGAUGAUGUUCAGUGAGAUCACCUUCCAGUCAGAUGCAGCCAUGUACAACAACUCGGUGCCCCCCGCCGAGGCACCCGUGGUCCCCACCACUUACGACCCCACCCUCAAGGUAGACGACAGCAACACACGCAUCCUGAUCGGGUGCCUGGUGGCCAUCAUCUUCAUCCUGGUGGCCAUCAUUGUCAUCAUACUGUGGCGGCAGUUCUGGCAGAAGAUGCUGGAGAAGGCAUCACGGAGGAUGCUGGACGAUGAAAUGACCGUCAGCCUCUCCCUGCCCAGCGAGUCCAGCAUGUUCAACCACAACCGCUCCUCCUCCCCCAGCGAGCAGGAGUCCAGCUCCACUUAUGACCGCAUCUUCCCCCUGGGACCCGACUACCAGGAGCCCUCCCGCCUGAUCCGCAAGCUACCCGAGUUCACCUCGGGGGAGGAGGACGCAGGCUGCAGUGGCCCUGCCAAGUCCCAGGCCAGCGUCCCCGAGGGUGUGCCACACUAUGCCGAGGCCGACAUCGUCAACCUGCAGGGCGUGACGGGCGGCAACACCUACUCGGUGCCGGCCCUCACCAUGGACCUGCUCUCCGGCAAGGACGUGGCUGUCGAGGAGUUCCCCAGGAAGCUGCUGACCUUCAAGGAGAAGCUGGGGGAAGGCCAGUUUGGGGAGGUUCACCUCUGUGAAGUGGAGGGCAUGGAGAAGUUCACAGGGAAGGACUUUGCCCUGGAAGGCUUGGACGGCAGCUCCGACCACCCCGUGCUGGUGGCUGUGAAGAUGCUGCGGGCAGAUGCCAACAAGAAUGCCAGGAAUGAUUUUCUGAAGGAAAUCAAGAUCAUGUCGCGGCUGAAGGACCCCAACAUCAUCCGGCUGCUGGCGGUGUGCAUCACGGACGACCCCCUGUGCAUGAUCACCGAGUACAUGGAGAAUGGGGACCUCAACCAGUUCCUGUCCCGCCAGCAGGCAGGCGGCCCCGCUGCUGGCCACGCACCCUCCGUCAGUGACCUGCGGUUCAUGGCCACCCAGAUCGCCUCGGGCAUGAAGUACCUCUCCUCCCUCAACUUCGUGCACCGGGACCUGGCCACGCGCAACUGCCUGGUGGGGAAGCACUACACCAUCAAGAUUGCCGACUUUGGGAUGAGCAGGAACCUCUACAGCGGGGACUACUACCGCAUCCAGGGCCGGGCGGUGCUCCCCAUCCGCUGGAUGUCCUGGGAGAGCAUCCUGCUGGGCAAGUUCACCACGGCCAGCGACGUGUGGGCGUUCGGAGUGACGCUGUGGGAGACCUUCACCCUCUGCCGGGAGCAGCCCUACUCCCACAUGUCUGACGAGCAGGUCAUCGAAAACACCGGAGAGUUCUUCCGCGACCAGGGCCGGCAGACCUACCUUCCCCAGCCCGUGCUGUGCCCGGACUCAGUCUAUAAGCUAAUGCUCAGCUGCUGGAGACGGGACACCAAGGACCGUCCAUCCUUCCAGGACAUCCAUCGCCUUCUCCAGGACUCAGCCAGAGAGGAAUGACCCUUGGAUCCCACCUGUCCUGGUCCCCAUCCUUCCCUGUCCCCGGAGGAGCCCCGUAUGCAAACAGAAGCCACUUCAGUCGGACUUAGCCAUACACCCCGAGCAGCUGCCCGUGUUCUCUGCAGUGAGGCCUCAGAGGAGACCCCAAGGACAAACUCCAUGGCAUGGGACAGCUCAGACCUCCUGCUUCCCCACAGACCUGAGCCCAGGAGCAGCACAGGCUUGGGGGAGAGUUAUUUAUUGAAGCAGCGUGUUCUGGUGACAAGGACUGGGACAGAGCGGCUUCUCCUCCCUGGCUGGAGGGGAUGAGCAUCAGCUGGACCUUCUCAGUGAGGAAGCUCGGCCCACAGGCAGGGCAGGCACCAGGGGAAGGGCUGUGUGCCCUGCCACAAGGAGCCAACACCUGCCUCAGGAGGAGCUGGGAGUUCCACUGCAUUUCAGUGGGCUAUGCAUGGGUGAAAACAGACUCCACAGACAUUUGGGGCGUUGGACAUGCCACAUGGAGAGACAGGAACUGCCCUCCCUGCUGGCCAGCCCCAGCUGCUCAGGGAGAAGCCUGAGGGCUCUCCCAGCACCUCACCCAGCUGCUGGAGUGUGCAGCCAGGGAGGAGUGGGCAUCCUGUGCCCAGGGGACAUUCCCUCACAGACCACAGCCACUCCAGGGCAGCUCUACUGCCUGUGAAAUGCAUUUUGGAUGCCCCAUGGGUGGCAGGAUGCAGCAGGAUGCUAGCACCUUUUACUUCCAUGGGGAAAUCUCCAGGUCCUUCUCCCCCGGGGUUACCCCACCUCUUCAUCUGCCAGGAGAGGAAAGCACAAAGCAGAGUUUCACUGGCAGCUGCCUGAUGCCCAUGCCUGCACCAACCCUACGGGCAUGGAGCAGGGCACUGCAACUCUCCCUGGCCCUCAGCCUGGGAUCACAAUCCAGCUGCAGUGCCUGAGCUGGGCUCUGCCACCCUGAGCAUCCCCCAGCAUCCAGCACCCGUCCAUCCUCCUUCCUGAAGCUGGCAGCACCCUGAGUGAGCUGGUGCCAAAGCCGCGUGCCCUGGCAGGUUAUACCCACCAAACUCGGACCCUCCUGAGGCUGGACAGGAGGAACUGUGGACUCGGGGGGUCCAGGACCCUCCUCACUUUUGUACAUAUUAGUUCAGCACGGUUCCCAGUACCCCCUGGCUAAGGCAUGUGUAUAUUCAGUAGAUGCACCUGUGUAGGGGCAAACCCGCUGAAGAGACACUCGGUACGUGA
Messenger RNA from Catharus ustulatus (Swainson's thrush), 4346 nucleotides. RefSeq names its product discoidin domain receptor tyrosine kinase 2 (gene DDR2). The record is from RefSeq and is a predicted model, not a curated record. NCBI's taxonomy places the organism in Eukaryota, Metazoa, Chordata, Aves, Passeriformes, Turdidae. Gene Ontology annotation, biological process: positive regulation of kinase activity; multicellular organism development; cell surface receptor protein tyrosine kinase signaling pathway. Gene Ontology annotation, molecular function: protein tyrosine kinase collagen receptor activity; ATP binding; collagen binding. The transcript has 18 exons. The coding region runs from base 396 to 3104 and encodes 902 amino acids. Gene Ontology annotation, cellular component: signaling receptor complex; membrane.